GCAAGGCUACAUGCUGUAGUGAAGUCCAGUUGAGCAGUCACACUACGCAGACCUGAAGAUGGCUACAGCAAGAAACAGGGUGUUUGUUAUCGGGGUGGGAAUGACCAAGUUUGAAAAGCCGGGUGGGAGAGACAUCGAUUACCCAGACAUGGCCAAAGAAGCAGGGGAGAGAGCGCUGAUGGAUGCUGGAAUAAACUACACUGCCAUCCAGCAAGCAUGUGUAGGCUACGUGUACGGUGACUCGACAUGUGGCCAAAGGGCUAUUUAUCACAGUCUGGGUCUGUCCGGGAUCCCAAUAAUUAAUGUCAAUAAUAACUGCUCUACCGGCUCCACAGCGCUGUUUAUGGCUCGUCAGCUCGUUGAGGGAGGUUUGGCUGAUUGUGUUCUUGCCUUGGGCUUUGAAAAGAUGGAAAGAGGUUCACUAUCCUCAAAGUACAUGGACAGAACCAACCCUCUGGACAAGCACUUGGAGGUGAUGAUCAACUGUUAUGGGAUGACGGCAGCGCCAAUUGCAUCUCAGAUGUUCGGCAACGCUGGUAGAGAACACAUGGAGAAGUACGGCACAAAACCAGAGCAUUUUGCUAAAAUUGCUUGGAAGAACCACAAGCAUUCAACCAAUAAUCCAUACUCUCAGUUUCGGGAUGGAUAUAGUCUGGAGCAGGUCAUUAACUCCAGGAAGGUCUUUGAGUUCCUCACACUCUUACAGUGUUGCCCGACGUCAGAUGGAGCAGGAGCUGCUGUGGUGGCCAGUGAGAGGUUUGUGAGGAAGAACGGAUUGGAGAAAAAGGCUGUAGAGAUCCUCGCUCAGGAAAUGAUCACAGACCUCACCACUACCUUUGAGGAAAACAGCUGUAUAAAAAUAGUUGGCUAUGACAUGACCCAGCUUGCUGCUAAGAAGUGCUUUGAGAAGUCCGGUCUGAAAGCGUCAGAUGUUGAUGUCAUCGAGCUGCAUGACUGCUUCUCUGCCAAUGAGCUCAUCACCUAUGAAGCUCUGGGACUGUGUCCAGAGGGUAAAGCUGGUGAGCUUAUUGACCGGGGUGAUAAUACAUACGGUGGCAAGUGGGUGAUAAACCCCAGUGGAGGACUCCUCUCAAAAGGACAUCCGCUUGGAGCUACAGGUCUGGCUCAGUGUGCGGAGCUGUGCUGGCAGCUGAGGGGGGAGGCGGGGCCUCGGCAGGUCCCCGGGGCAAAGGUUGCCCUGCAGCACAACAUCGGUCUUGGUGGAGCGGUGGUGGUCACUCUCUACAGGAUGGGCUUCCCUCAAGAAACUAGGUCUCGGAUCGCUGCAGUACCCACCAGCGCGUCCAGUGACCUCAAAGGCUUCAAAGCUCACACGGUCUUUCAGGAGAUCGAGAAGAAGCUACAGGAGGAGGGUGAGGCGUUUGUAAAGAAAAUUGGAGCUGUUUUUGCUUUCAAAGUGAAGGAUGGUCCAGGUGGAAGUGAAGCAUUAUGGGUUGUGGACGUAAAAAAUGGCAAAGGCUCGGUGACCAACGAUGCAGGUAAGAAGGCUGACUGCACCAUCUCUAUGGCCGACUCAGAUAUGCUUGCUUUGAUGACGGGGCAAAUGAAUCCACAAACGGCAUUUUUUCAAGGAAAACUAAAGAUAACUGGAAAUAUGGGAAUGGCCAUGAAACUUCAAAACCUUCAGCUGACACCUGGAAAAGCCAAACUGUGAAAUCACGUCUCUUGAAAAGGAAAGUGGCACAAAUUCAUCCGUGUGGAGAGGUGCUAGAAUAGUUAAUUUCUAAAAAAAAUAAUGUUUGCUAAAAUUGUUUUGGUUUUUUUUUUUUUUUUUGUAAUGUUGCACUAUAACAAUGAGUUUGUUGGUCAUUGCAUAAAUGUAACUGCAAUGUUAGUAACAUCUGAAAGACACAAGGAUGAAGACUGAUAAUGUUGCUGUUGUAAAUCAUAAUAAUCUUUGGAAACCACAAGAAUGAUAAAAGGGGAACUAUUUGAUUCUUGCAGAUUUUUUUCCCUUGGAUUUUAUAGCAUCGCUGGCUUGGUAAUGUCCGUCUAAUUGACUAAUAUCAGUUUAAUAGGUGGAAUUCUGCAAAGACUUAUUUGGGACCUUCAUAUCUACUUUGUAGUGUCAAUCCAGUUAACAUGCAAGUAGAGUAACAGACCUUGAUGCUUCAAAGGUAUAUUGAGUAUGUUAUCAAUUUUAAAGCAUUUUGUAUAAUUGUAAAUUAAUCAAGUUUGUAAAAAGACACAUUUCUAAUAAAUAUUCAAUUUUCUUCAAAA
This is a messenger RNA of Pimephales promelas (fathead minnow), 2241 nucleotides long. RefSeq names its product sterol carrier protein 2a (gene scp2a). The record is from RefSeq and is a predicted model, not a curated record. NCBI's taxonomy places the organism in Eukaryota, Metazoa, Chordata, Actinopteri, Cypriniformes, Leuciscidae. Gene Ontology annotation, molecular function: acyltransferase activity, transferring groups other than amino-acyl groups.